AUGAGCCACACGCAACUGUCAAGCAGUUGCUCAUAUACUACACGAGUGCAGCAUCGUCUACGUCUAGUCAAUAAUUGUUUUGUAAAACAAUGUUUGUGAAAUUAAAUUCGUAAAAUAAGAAAUCUAAUGCGGCGCAUUUAUUCCGCGGCCCACACACACAUUAUGUCAAAAAAUAAGGGGAAAGGAAAAUCAGCGACUGCUGCCAAUGUCACAGUGGCACCGGCAGCAACAAACACACCGGUCACACUGGACAAGAGUGGCAACAUUGCCAUUAAAAUACUGGCUAAACCGGGCGCCAAGCAAAACGGGAUAACCGACAUAGGUUUGGAAGGCGUUGGUGUCCAGAUUGCAGCGCCACCCAGUGAAGGAGAAGCCAAUGCUGAGCUGGUGAAAUUCCUAUCAAAAGUCUUAGGGCUUCGCAAAAGUGACGUCUCCCUUGACAAAGGUUCCCGGUCGCGUAACAAAGUGAUACUCAUCAGCAAAGGCGUCUCAACAGUGGAGACGAUAGAGCAGUUGUUGCGAAAGGAAUGCGAUUCAUAGACUAACCAUAUUCUUCUGUUCACCCAUUAAUAUUGACAACCCAGUAAAUAAAAUACAUAAUUUUGAUUCAAACAUAAUUUGCUUGUUUAAUUUGUAGUUUUUUUUAUCAUCGAUCAUCCAACCUUAUUACAUAUUCCAUUUUUUUUAUAUCUAAUGUGUAUGUAGUCUUUGUAUUUUUGUUUUUCAUUACAUAAAUUACUUGGAUGCUAAAUUAGAAAUUUCUUAUAAACGACAACUGCUCUCUCUUAGUGAAUGAUUAUUGGAUCCUAACAUUACAUAUGUUGCUUGUAUUUGUUUAUGUAAAUGUUUGUUUUUAUGUAAAUGAGUAAGCGUAUUUAUGCCGCCUAGAACGCGACAAAACGUAAAUACAAAUUACAAUGUAUGUAUAAACCGAAUAUUAAAUGAACUGUUUGUCAAGAGUAACCACAUAAAGCGGUUCCAACUAAGGAAAUGAGAAAUGUGAUCAACUUCAAAUAAUUUCGGAUGUAAUUUUGUGGAUGGGGUGGUGGGGAUGUUCUUGAUGGUGAGAUAAUGUAUCUUUCCGGCCAAUCUUAUGGUUUGUUUAAUCGACCUCCUCCAUGUGGGAUGCAUCCUCGGUGUCCUCAACAAGGGAUGGAGCAUCACCGGCGCUCUGGGCAUCCUCGGUGGUCAUAGGCUCAUCCUCAUCGAUGCCAAGACCCAGCUUGAUCAUGCGAUAGAUGCGGCUAGCAUGCACUUGAGGGCUGUCCAAGGAGAAGCCAGAGGACAACAGAGAGGUCUCGAACAGAAGGAUAACGAGAUCCUUAACGGCCUUGUCGUUCUUAUCGGCAUCGGCCUUCUGGCGGAGGGUCUCCACAAUUGGA
Molecule: messenger RNA, 1382 nt
Organism: Drosophila nasuta
Lineage: Eukaryota; Metazoa; Arthropoda; Insecta; Diptera; Drosophilidae
Product: UPF0235 protein C15orf40 homolog
Exons: 1
Coding region: 127-540 (137 amino acids)
Cellular component (GO): cytoplasm
Source: RefSeq, a predicted model, not a curated record